Messenger RNA from Macaca mulatta (Rhesus monkey), 4206 nucleotides. Lineage: Eukaryota; Metazoa; Chordata; Mammalia; Primates; Cercopithecidae. The record is from RefSeq and is a predicted model, not a curated record.
CUUGAUUCUAGAGGAUUUGUUCUGGGGCUGCGGCCGCGGAGUCGGGGCGGCCGCGGGCGAGCUUCGGGGCGGGAGGCGGCGGCGGCGGCGGCACAGCCCCGCGGGGGCCCCGCCGCGGCCCAGGCAGCCGGAACAGCCGCGAGGGGCGGCCGCACGCGGUGCCGCGCGCCGGGGAUGCGGGACUAGCCGGGCAGGCUGCGGACGGCCGUCGGGCUAGCGAGGCCUCGCAGCGGGCGGGCCCUGGCGAGUAGUGGCCGGGCGCCGCCCCCUGCGCCCUGAGGCCCGGGCCCCGCCGCUUCUGCUUUCCCGCUUCUCGCGGCAGCGGCGGCCGAGGAGGCGUCCGCGCCGGCCGCCCCCGGGGGAAGCCGCGCCGUCGCCGCCCGCCCGGCGCCCUGACGGCCGCUGUUAUGCGUAUUCCUGUAGACCCAAGCACCAGCCGCCGCUUCACACCUCCCUCCACGGCCUUCCCCUGCGGCGGCGGCGGCAAGAUGGGCGAGAACAGCGGCGCGCUCAGCGCGCAGGCAGCCGUGGGGCCCGGAGGGCGCGCCCGGCCCGAGGUGCGCUCGAUGGUGGACGUGCUGGCGGACCACGCGGGCGAGCUCGUGCGCACCGACAGCCCCAACUUCCUCUGCUCGGUGCUGCCCUCGCACUGGCGCUGCAACAAGACACUGCCCGUCGCCUUCAAGGUGGUGGCACUGGGGGACGUGCCAGAUGGCACCGUGGUGACCGUGAUGGCAGGCAAUGACGAGAACUACUCCGCUGAGCUGCGCAACGCCUCGGCCGUCAUGAAGAACCAGGUGGCCAGGUUCAACGACCUUCGCUUUGUGGGCCGCAGUGGGCGAGGGAAGAGUUUCACCCUGACCAUCACUGUGUUCACCAACCCCACCCAAGUGGCCACCUACCACCGAGCCAUCAAGGUGACCGUGGACGGACCCCGGGAGCCCAGACGGCACCGGCAGAAGCUGGAGGACCAGACCAAGCCGUUCCCUGAACGCUUUGGGGAACUGGAACGGCUGCGCAUGCGGGUGACACCGAGCACGCCCAGCCCCCGAGGCUCACUCAGCACCACAAGCCACUUCAGCAGCCAGCCGCAGACCCCAAUCCAAGGCACCUCGGAACUGAACCCGUUCUCUGACCCCCGCCAGUUUGACCGCUCCUUCCCGACGCUGCCAGCCCUCACGGAGAGCCGCUUCCCAGACCCCAGGAUGCACUACCCCGGGGCCAUGUCAGCUGCCUUCCCCUACAGCGCCACGCCCUCGGGCACGAGCAUCAGCAGCCUCAGCGUGGCGGGCAUGCCGGCCACCAGCCGCUUCCACCAUACCUACCUCCCGCCACCCUACCCGGGGGCCCCGCAGAACCAGAGCGGGCCCUUCCAGACCAACCCGUCUCCCUACCACCUCUACUAUGGGACGUCCUCUGGCUCCUAUCAGUUCUCCAUGGUGGCCGGCAGCAGCAGUGGGGGCGACCGCUCACCCACCCGCAUGCUGGCCUCUUGCACCAGCAGCGCUGCCUCUGUCGCCGCCGGCAACCUCAUGAACCCCAGCCUGGGCGGCCAGAGCGAUGGCGUGGAGGCCGACGGCAGCCACAGCAACUCACCCACGGCCCUGAGCACGCCGGGCCGCAUGGAUGAGGCCGUGUGGCGGCCCUACUGACCGCCCCGGUGGACUCCUCCCGCUGGAGGCGGGGACCCUUACAACCUUCAAGACCCAUGAUGGGCUGGCUCUGGCUCCGAGGCUCCGGGCAGGAAUGGGACCUGCGCUCCAGGGUGGUCUUGGUCCCAGGGUGGUCCCAGCUGGUGGGUGGCUCUGGCUGCAUCUGUCCAGCCACAUCCAUGUACAGAGGUGUAGGGAACCACCCCCACCCCCGCCCAGGACACCACCUCGCCCAGAUCCUGGCUGUCUCAUCCCACACUUCUGUGGGGAAUCAGCCUCCUGCCAGCUCCCCAGAAGAACCUCACUGUCUCCAGCUAUGCCCAGUGCCCCAUGGGGCCCGUGUCUCCUGGGACAGAGGCCGUCUCUCUUCCAGAGAGAGGCAGCAUUGGCCCACAGGAUAAGCCUCAGGCCCUGGGAAACCUCCCCACCCCGCACCUUCGUCGGAGCCCCUACACCCCUGGGUCCAGUCCUCUCUGCAUUUACACAGAUUUGAGUCAGAACUGGAAAGUGUCCCCCGCCCGCGCCGCCCUCGAGCGGGGUUCCCCUCGUACAGACGGGGCAGGACCCAGCACGCUGCUGGCAGAGAUGAUUUGAGAACACAUCCAAGCCAGUCCCCCCAGCCCAGCUUCCCUCCAUUCCUAACUGUUGGCUUUCCCCCAGCCGCAUGGGUCCCAGGCCCCAGAGAAGAUGAGUCUAUGGCAUCAGGUCCCUAAACCCAGGAAAGCACCUACAGACCGACUCCUCCAUGCACUUUACCAGCCCAAUGCAUCCACCCUUUGUUCUCUUGCCGGGGCUGGGUGGGUAGGAGGUCCCCUCUCCCCUAGGUGGUCUCAUAAUCUCCAUUUGUGGAGAAAACGGGGGGCCAGAUAGGUCCUAGCAGAAGGCAUUGAGGUGAGGGGUCACUUUGGGUCAGACGUCAAUGUCCCUGUCCCACCUAGGUCCAGCCAAGCUGCGCCUCAUCCCCCAAGCCUCCUGGGAGGAUCCAGCCAAAUCUUGCAACUCCUGACACACACCUGUCUGUCUUUAACCUGUUUUGUGCUCUGAAAGCAAACAGUCCUGAGCAAAAAAACAGUUUUUAAAACUGAUUUUAGAAAAAGAAGCUUAAUCUAACAUUUUCAAACACAAGUUCUCCUACAGGUAUAGCUCCGUGAUUAUGAGCACCACCCUUGCCCCCUCUCCGCCCCCCACGGAACCUCAGCUACCUCCUGAGGGUGUGGGGUUAUCAGGGUCUCAAUACUUUCUCAAGGGGCUACACUCCCCACCAGGCAGCGUCCCACCAGCCUGCACCACAGGCAUCCCUGGGAGGACAACGGAAAUGCUGAUGAGACGCUGGGCGCUCUCCUCUGUGGCUCUAGGACAUCUGUCCGGGAGGCUGUGCGGGGGUGGGCAGGAUGUGAGAGGUGGGGAGCACUGGCUGUGCGUGGCAGAACAGAAGCACCGUAAAGGGCUCUCCAGCCACAGCUCAGCUGCACUGCGUUCCGAGGUGAAGUCUUGACCCUGAAUUUUGCAAAACGGGAAGGUGGGCGCUUGCCCAAGGGCCAGGCCACGUGGAUUCUCACAUCAGAGUUCUCUGGCCCUAGAAAGGCUUAGAAAAGGUGUAAGGGAACUCAAAGACUAGCAGCAUGUGGUAUUUUAACUUUCUGCCUCGGCCUCUGUGGACGCGGAAAUCUGCCCCGCAGAAUGCUCUUUAGCGGUCGUCUCUGUGAGAGCACUGUCCCCACCCAACUUGUCACAACGGCCAGAACCAUACACCAGAGACACCGACAGGUCAGGCAGUCCUUCUGGUGAUCCUAUUCCAUUCCCUCCUGCUGCGGUUUCCUCUUGGCCUGUCCUCACUGGAAAAACAGUCUCCAUCUCUUCAAUACAGCUGCUGACUCCCUGCACCCAAGGGGCCUUUCCAUACCUUCUCAGGAAGCAGCGAUGAAUCCAUUGUCCUUGUAGUUUCUUCCCUCCUAUUUUCUGGUUGUAGCUGGUCCCAGGUCAUCGUGGGAGGCACCUUUGGGUUCCCAGUGCUCAGCACUUUGUAGUCUCAUCCCAGAUUACUACCCCUUCCUGAUCCCCAAGCCCCGGAGAGGCAGGGAUAGGAAAUAAAUUGCUCUUCCUACCCCAUCCCCCAUCCCCUGACAAAAAGUGAUGGCAGCCGUACUGAGUCUGUAAGGCGCAAAGUGGGUACAGACAGCCUGGGCUGGUAAAAGUAGGUCCUUAUUUACAAGGCUGCUUUAAAGUUGUACUAGGCAAACACACUGAUAUAGGAAGCAGGAGGAAAGGAAGAUGUUUUGAUACAGUGUUACUGUGAGUCUGUCAGUAGUGGGUACCAAUCUUUUGUGACACAUUGUCAUGCUGAGGUAUGACACCUGCUGCACUCAUAUCCCAUGUAAAACCAUCCCAGAGCUGGCGAGAGGAUGGAGCAGGGUGGAAACUGCUUUGCACUAUCAUUUGCUUGGUGUUUGUUUUUAAUGCACAACUUGCUUGUACAGUAAACUGUCUUCUGUACUAUUUAACUGUAAAAUGGAAUUUUGACUGAUUUGUUACAAUGAUAUAACUCUGAGAUGUG